AUGGCGUGCAGUGUGGAGCUUAGUCUGUUGAAAGAAGAGGAAAAAGUUUUACUGAAGAUUCUCUCAAAAUUAAAUGACCAUCUCAAUCGAUUAAAAGUUGAAGAAUUAGCAUUACAGAGCUACAUUCGAAAGCAGAAAAAUGAGCAACAAACCCAACUGUUGCAGCAACAACUGAGCACUACAACAAGCACAACUUUUUUUGCUGCCCCACUUCCAGUUUCUGAGAAACCAGUUGAUUUUACUAAUGCUGUAAAUCAAGAACCAUUAAUGGAUUUGAAUGCAAAUGGAAUUACUGCUGUAAAAUCAGGACCUAGAGCAUGUGAGAGUGAGGAAGAGGAAGAUGACAGUUAA
Messenger RNA from Helobdella robusta, 351 nucleotides. RefSeq lists its product as hypothetical. The transcript is spliced from 4 exons. The coding region runs from base 1 to 351 and encodes 116 amino acids. Gene Ontology annotation, biological process: transcription initiation at RNA polymerase III promoter; transcription by RNA polymerase II. NCBI's taxonomy places the organism in Eukaryota, Metazoa, Annelida, Clitellata, Rhynchobdellida, Glossiphoniidae. The record is from RefSeq and is a predicted model, not a curated record. Gene Ontology annotation, cellular component: nucleus.